UCUCCAAAGAACUCUUCCUCCUCCAGAGAAGUGUCCACCUUAAAUGCAUUGGGAAGCCUUGUCAUGCCGAUGAAACUGAUUUCAUAAAGAGAGAUCCGGAAGCGGAAGGGGCCUUUACCAAAGCAUUUAGAAAACUUACAGAAAGGAAAUAAGUCUCUUCAGGCUGGGCAAUUUGUGUGGCAGCAUUCAUCCCUGGGACUGUGACCUCCUGGUCACUUACUCUUCUCCAAGAUGCAAUACCGAGAAGACGAUCCGAGUAUGGAGGAUGAAGAUGAUGACAUCUUCAGUGAAGGAAUUUCAACCAGACUCCCGGAAAUCAUGUUGGUAGGAUCUCAGUCAUUCUCCCCAGGAGGGCCCAAUGGGAUUAUUAGAAGCCAGUCCUUUGCUGGUUUCAGUGGUCUUCAAGAAAGGCGAUCCAGAUGCAAUUCCUUCAUUGAAAAUACUUCAGCACUCAAGAAGCCCCAGGCCAAACUAAAGAAGAUGCACAAUUUAGGAUACAAAAGUAACAGCCCUCCCAAAGAGCCUCAGCCUAAAAGAGUGGAGGAGGUCUACCGAUCCCUAAAGAACGGACUUGAUGAGUAUCUGGAGGUUCAUCAGACAGAAUUGGACAAGUUGAAUGCUCAGUUAAAAGACAUGAGAAGAAACUCUCGCCUGGGUGUUCUAUAUGACCUAGAUAAGCAAAUCAAAACAAUUGAAAGAUACAUGAGACGACUGGAGUUUCACAUUAGUAAGGUUGAUGAACUCUAUGAAGCCUAUUGUAUCCAAAGACGGCUCCAGGAUGGUGCUAGCAAAAUGAAGCAAGCAUUUGCUACCUCCCCAGCCAGCAAAGCUGCCAAAGAGAGUUUAUCUGAAAUCAACAGGAGCUACAAGGAAUAUACUGAGAAUAUGUGCACCAUUGAAGCGGAGCUGGAGCAUCUUCUGGGGGAGUUUUCCAUCAAGAUGAAAGGUCUGGCUGGCUUUGCUCGGCUCUGUCCCGGAGAUCAGUAUGAAAUUUUCAUGAAAUAUGGCCGGCAGCGGUGGAAACUAAAAGGCAAAAUAGAAGUGAAUGGCAAACAGAGUUGGGAUGGAGAAGAAAUGGUUUUCCUGCCCUUGAUAGCUGGAUUGAUUUCCAUUAAGGUCACAGAACUCAAAGGGCUUGCAACUCAUAUCCUAGUGGGAAGUGUCACCUGUGAAACAAAGGACCUUUUUGCAGCCCGGCCUCAGGUGGUAGCUGUUGACAUCAAUGAUCUUGGGACCAUCAAAUUAAAUUUGGAAAUCACUUGGUAUCCCUUUGAUGUGGAGGACGUGACCUCAUCCACAGGCAAUGGGAAUAGGGCCUCAGCUCUCCAGAGGAGAAUGUCUAUGUACAGCCAAGGCACUCCAGAAACCCCUACCUUCAAGGAUCACUCAUUUUUUUCUAAUCUUCCUGAUGACAUCUUUGAAAAUGGAAUGGCAGUUGAGGAAAAAAGGCCACUGUCACUCAGUUUUUGUGACUUGCCCAAUGGGGACUGUGCCUCUUCUUCUAAAUCAAGUGGCUCCUCUACCAACAUUGGUCAGUCGAAUCCAGAAAUUACUGUUACCCCAGCAGAACAAAACCUCAGCAGCGUGGCCUCCCAUACCUCCCCUGUGGAUGAUACUGGUCCAGGGUCUUCCAGAAAUUCCAUAAUGGAAGCCCAGGAUGCAGAGCUGCCACUGGAGCACACACAGGAUCACCAGAAAGUCCCCACAGCUGCUUCUGAAGUGUGCCAACAAACACCAGGCCCAGGUGGUGACAGCCUGUUCCUGGAGAAUGAUGUUGCUGUAUCACUUCUGCAAGAUUCAGAUGAGGUAUCCGAGCUGAAGCCUGUGGAACUGGACACCUUCGAAGGAAACAUCACCAAACAGCUUGUUAAGAGGCUUACCUCAACAGAGGUGCCAGUGAUCCCUGAGAGGCUCCAGUUUGAGGGCUCAGUCAGUGGAGAAUCAGAAGGCUGUAGAUCCUUCUUAGAUGGGAGCUUAGAGGAAGCCUUCCAGGGGCUUUACCUAGCGUUAGAACCCCAUAAAGAGCAAUAUAAAGAGUUCCAGGAUUUGAAUCAAGAGGUGAUGCACCUGGAUGAUGUUCUCAAAUGCAAGCCAGCAGGAAGCCGCAGCCGGUCUUCCAGUUUAAGUCUUACAGUUGAGAGUGCUUUAGAAAGCUUUGAUUUCCUGAACACCUCUGACUUUGAUGAGGAGGAGGAUGGUGAGGAGGUUUGUAAUGUUGGAGGAGGUGCUGACUCAGUAUUUUCAGAUACUGAGACUGAGAAAAAUAGUUACAGAUCAAUACACCCCGAGGCCAGGGGGCAUCCUAGUGAAGCGCUGACAGAAGACACAGGAGUCGGUACCAGUGUAGCAGGAAGCCCUCUUCCCCUGACCACAGGAAAUGAAAGCCUUGACAUCACCAUAGUUAGGCACUUGCAGUACUGCACCCAGCUUAUACAGCAAAUUGUAUUCUCGAGCAAAACUCCAUUUAUAGCAAGAAAUCUCUUAGAGAAGCUCUCUGGACAGAUCCAAGUGAUGGAGAAACUUGCAGCUGUCAGUGAUGAAAAUAUGGGGAACAUCAGCUCUGUCAUAGAGGCUAUCCCAGAAUUCCAUAAAAAGUUGUCACUCCUAUCUUUUUGGACAAAAUGCUGCAGCCCUCUGGGAGUCUACCACACCUCAGUUGACUGGAUGAUGAAACAGCUCGAGAUCAACUUUGCCAGAACCGUCAACAAAGAACACCCAGGACUUGCAGAAACAGCAUUUCGAACACUCAUAUCUCGAAUUCUGGAUCGGACAGAGCCUUUGCUUUCCUCCAGCCUCACCUCCGAAGUCAUCACCGUUUUUCAGUAUUAUCAUUACUUUGCCAGCAAUGGUGUGAGUGACCUGGAGGCUUACUUAAUUCAGUUGGCUAAGCAAGCCACAAUGGUUCAAACUCUGCAGUCAUUGAGAGAUGAAAAGCUGCUACAGAACAUGACUGAUCUCACAGCCAACAACCUUCCAGUCCAGCAGGAAGUAUUCCGAGCCCUGGCUUUUCUUCUGACUGAAAACAAUGAUGAGAUUAGUCAGGCUGUGACACUGUAUUUGGCAGCAGCAUCCAAAAAUAAGCAUUUCAGGGAAAAGGCUUUACUGUACUACUGUGAGGCACUGACAGAGACAAACCUCCACCUUCAGAAAGCAGCAUGCAUGGCACUGAAAAGCCUCGAGGCUACUGAAAGUAUUAAGAUGCUGGUAAGUCUGUGCCGGUCUGAUAAUGAAGAGAUCAGAAAUGUGGCAUCUGAAACACUGCUCUCUCUUGGAGAAGAUGGGCGGCUGGCGUAUGAGCAGCUGGAUCAAUUUCCUCGAGACUGUGUGAAGAUUGGAGGUCGUUAUGGAAAUGAAGUUGCUACUGCUUUCUAACGACUUACUAACACUCUGCCUGAUGUUUAAGGGCCAUGGCAUCCGGCCUUCCUGCCUAGGAUGGUGCUGUCAUUUAGCUGGGGAAGACGAAGCAAUGGAGGAAUCCUAUCGAAGAAGUAUAGAGACUUGAUAUUUAGGGUACAAAUUCUAGUCAAUUUCUGUCACUUUUUUCCUUUACCUAACGGUAGGGCAGGCCUCUGAGUGGGUAGACUGUAUUGUUGAUGGCUCCUGGCAACACCCAGUAUAAUUCAGUCUCAUCUGGCAUAGAUGGUAUUUUAAAGAUGGGCAUCUCCACUUUUUACAUGCAUUGUAUUUUUUUACUGGAAGUUUUCCUGUAGGCUUGAAAUAUUCACGUCACUCUUUAUCUCAACAAAGGAAAAGUGGACUCAGUAAGUAGGGACUAACUGAACAAGAGGGGGUUUUGUUUUGUUUUGUUUUUUACUACAAGCUGUAAUAAAUGUCAGCUUCUUCGUGGUCUUCUCUCCAUAAUGGACUCAGGGUUGAAUUACCCCCUUGGCUAUCUAAUGUCCUUCAGAAGAGCACCAAAAGGACUUCCACAAAUAGAUUAGCCUGAAAGCUGAGCGGGAUGUUAGCUUAUCAACUUAAUUUUUGAAUGUCCGUAUAAUCUUUUACUUCCUUUUUUCAGUCACCCCACUGCUCCUCAAUAAUUUGCAAAUUUAAUGUCUGUUCUACUGAAAAGUCAAGUUGUUAUCUAAGACCUACAAAUUAAAGUUAUACCCACUCAUAUGUAUAUAUAUUCAAUUAACUUAAGAAAAUUUCAAAAUUAAUUUGCUUUUGGAUCAAGAAGAAGGAGAUGUUUCACUCUUCCAAGUAUAUUCUGGGGUGUUUUGUCACUAGCAUAUGCCGGAACUAAAAUCAGAAGGGUGCUUGUGAUGUGGGAUGUGCUUGGGGGGCUGGCAGAGAUCCUUGGCUCCGGGACGAAAGUAGGGGGAAGGAUGGUAGGGUGUCUUUGACCCUCAUAGGGUUUAUGAAGCAAGGUCAAGGCAAGAUACCCACCAUCCAGAGAUACCUCAUCUAUGUCUGUAUCCAGAGGCAGCUUCACUGUAGGUGUGAGACAGCAACUUGCUAUGUUUACUGCUAAAUCAGGGUGCUCAGUUAGUGUGAGAUGGUUAAAGCAGAUUAUAUUAAGUAAUGACAGUCUUGUCUCCCUAAAAGUAUGAAAAGUAGGAUAUGCCAAGGUAUUUCAUCAGUCCUUAAAGUAUUAAAAGGAAUACUCAUGAGUGUAAUUAAAGCUCCAAGAUCCAAACUGUACUGUAGACACUUGGUACAGUACUCUGUUUAGAUGUCAGUUUAACUCAACAAAUUUUUAAUAUAGUUUUAAAAAAGCAUUUCAUUUAAAAAUGGAAAUUGUUUGCCAGACUUCCUGGUAAAUCACUGUUUCAACUGUGAAUGUUAUAAUGAUGUAUAUAUUUGUAAAUUUAUAAAUACCACAUAUAUAUAUAUCCUUUAUUGAAAAGAUACAUUUGUAUAGUCUAAUAUGUUUACUUGUUUAAAGGAUGAGAUGGUUCUUAUGGAAAGUAAAAGCAUAAUGUUAAAAGCUGUUUUGAGGUUUUGGGGUUUUUUUAUAUUAUGUCUACUGCAUGAGCUGAUGAUUCCAGACCUUUUUGUACUGACUGGCUUUUUUGGUGGGGAGGGGCUUCUAGUUUUGUGGCAUUUGUAUUCAUUACUCUCAUGAUCACAUAAAUUAUAAUAAAGAUUAUUUUUGAAUUACUAA
Messenger RNA from Trichosurus vulpecula (common brushtail), 5107 nucleotides. It is a transcript of the gene RIPOR2, whose product is annotated as RHO family interacting cell polarization regulator 2. Lineage: Eukaryota; Metazoa; Chordata; Mammalia; Diprotodontia; Phalangeridae. The transcript has 22 exons. The record is from RefSeq and is a predicted model, not a curated record. The coding region runs from base 232 to 3372 and encodes 1046 amino acids.